AUGCAAAACGAAAAAACUAUUGGAGAAUACUCUUAUCUUAUUUCGAAUUAAUCCAAAGUCGGAGCAGGAUAAUUCGGUCAUGUUUAUAAAGGAUAUCAUAACAUAACAAAGUAACAAGUAGCAAUUAAAUAAAUUGAUAAAAAAUUAGUGAAAGGUAUCUUUGAGUAGAUGUUAAGACAUGAAAUUGAAAUUCUUUAACAAUUGAAUCAUAAAUAUAUAGUAAAAAUGUAUGCACAUUAUGAAACUAUUAACAACUUUUAUAUUAUCUCUGAAUAUUGUGAAACAGGUAUUACGCUAUAAUUUUUAAUAGAUAUUUUAUCAAUACUGAAGCAGCAAAGAUAGAUAAAUGAGGAUUAAGUUAUAAUGUAUAUUCUAUAGAUAUCAGAAGCAUUAUUAUAUUUAAAUUAGAAAUGUAUUUGAAUAAAUUUAUAUAGAAAUAAUACAUAGAGAUAUUAAACCAUCAAACAUAUUAAUUCAUAAUGGAGAAGUAAGAUUGGCUGAUUUUGGAUUUGCAAUCUAAUAAGAUAAGCUCAAAUUUGAGGAUAGAAAAUUAUAAGUAGGAUCUCCUUUAUAUAUGUCUCCUGAAACCUUAUUAUAACAAGAAUACAAUCAUAAAACUGAUAUUUGGUCUUUGGGAAUAUUGUAUUUUGAAAUGAUUUUUGGUAUUGUUUUUAAUUUAUUUUAAGGGGUGGUGCCCUUCUUUUCAAUGGAAUUGGAGGAUUUAAUUAUAAAGCUAAAGUAAUAUUAGUUAGAUAAUGUUUUAUUUUUUAAACAUCCUAUUUCAGCUGGUAGUACUGAGGCAAUUAGAAAUUUAUUAGCUUAUGAUCCUAAAAAUAGAUGUGAUUUAAUAUAAUUGGCUUAAAUUCUGCAAAAAUAUCUCAGAAACAGAAAAUCAAUGACAAAUAGUGCACAUAUAGAAAAAAGACCUACAACACCAUAGAUUUAAAGAAGAAAUACUCCAGAGGUAACUCCAUAGAAUAAUAGUAUUAUUAUAUCUGGGAGUAAAGGUCUUGUUAAAAUUAAUACUAUUUCUGCAUAAAAGCCAUAUAAAUAAACAACAUAUUAUAAUAAAAAUAAUUCAUAAGAAUUAAAAAGAAUAGGAGAUCAUAUAAAAAAUGAUUCAUUUACAAAAUAGAAAUUUGGUUUGGUUAAGUAAAAAGAUUAUAAUGAUAUAAAAAAUAUGAAUAAUGAAGAUUAUUUAAAUUUUAUCAUUGAUAAAUUGGAAAAUUUAAAAAAGAUUCAAUAAUAAGAUGUAUUGAUUAAAAAUCUAAGUGAAUGCUAGUUUUUUAUAGUAUGAUAUAUUUUUGAUUAUAGUAUCAAUACUAUGGGACAGAUCAAUAAAAACUUAAAUUUAUUAAAGAAAAGUUAUCAAACCUAUGA
Molecule: messenger RNA, 1380 nt
Organism: Paramecium pentaurelia
Lineage: Eukaryota; Ciliophora; Oligohymenophorea; Peniculida; Parameciidae
Source: the annotation of a GenBank genome assembly